Messenger RNA from Fonsecaea pedrosoi CBS 271.37, 333 nucleotides. RefSeq lists its product as uncharacterized. NCBI's taxonomy places the organism in Eukaryota, Fungi, Ascomycota, Eurotiomycetes, Chaetothyriales, Herpotrichiellaceae. The transcript has 3 exons. The coding region runs from base 1 to 333 and encodes 110 amino acids. The record is from RefSeq and is a predicted model, not a curated record.
AUGGCUGCAUUCAUCCGGAACCUCAAGAUUACCAUAGCGCCGUACCGGCUUCAAGCCCACCAAGUCGAAUUCGAGCGUGUCAUGAAGUCUGAACGCCUCGAGCCCGAGCCACACAUCAGUGCUAGUCAGGCGUACGCCCAGGUCAGUUACCCUCGUCCACUCGUUGACCAGCUGGAGCAUAACUUGUGCAACUACUAUCCGCUGGUCUUAAAAGACCAUAACUUCCCUCGAUUCAUCAUUCCCGCCACCCAGGUGUUGGCUCAGGGUGGUGGUGACGAUGACAUUUACAAUGGUCCUUCCAUCACAAUCAAGACGAGCGCAGAUGCACAGUAA